CAAAGAACAAAUUCCACAAAAACUUGAGAGUUAAUGAAUAAAAUUGAUAACCUGGAAUGUUGGAUCAUUUAAACAAAUUGCAUGUAAUAAAAUUAAAAAACAAAAGGAUCAUCUUAAAAGCUUGCAAGAGGUGAGAAGCAAGGCAAUAUAUAAAAGAGAUUCAGUCAAAUACAAAUAUUACCAAAAAUAAUAUGGUAAUAAAAAGAACAUAAUAGGUAUUAACAAUCAAUUACAAAGUAAGGACAUUACAUCUUUUUACUUCAAGGAUUAUUAUUAAGAUGACAAUUUACUAGAUAUAAUUGCACUAUUAAUUAUAAACCCUCUAAUUCUUAUACACGUUUAUUUCCACAGAUAAAGCCAAUAUAAACACUACUUUUAGGCCAAAGGGACUGAUAUUGUUUUUAAAUUAUAAGAUAAUUAACAGCUUAUUAUCUGGGAAAAUCUUGGCAUACACUAAAUGACUGAUAUAACCUCAGAAAUGAUUACAUUCACAAGAAUGUAAAUUAAUAGAAUCAUUAAGAUAAUGGAUUUAUUUCAUUAUAGGCAUAUUUAAAUCAUUCUUCAACAUAAAACACUUCAAGUUAGAAUUAUAAUCAUUAUUAAUUUUUUGCAAUAAAUAUAAUUUUAAUAUUUAAUNUAGCUAGGAAAUGUACUGUGAA
Molecule: messenger RNA, 659 nt
Organism: Paramecium sonneborni
Lineage: Eukaryota; Ciliophora; Oligohymenophorea; Peniculida; Parameciidae
Source: the annotation of a GenBank genome assembly